CAUCUUGUGUCUCAGUGAGUCUGACACAGUCACUGCAGGUGUCACAGUCUCCACUGAUGAACUGACGAGGUGAAUCAGGUGUGAUGGAUGAGGGAGACACACCACACGUGCAGGGCUGUGGAUGCUCCAGGACAGAUUUGAGAACCACUGAUCUGUCAAACACUGUGUUCUGUAGCUGGAGACACUUCAGUGUGAGAAUAUGAGAGUCGCGCUGUGUGUGUCUGUGAGCUGAUGUGUCCGUUAUGUCUCUGUGACGGACGGACAGAUGUGAUGAAGCAGCUGUUUCUGUCCGCAGAUGCGGAUCGUUCACAACUCAGCGCCAAACAAUGAGCGACCCUCGCGCUGGGGUUGAGCACGCGCGUGCGCGCACAGCUGUGAAGCCGCGUGGAGGCGCCGGUGUGUUGCCGUGGUGACGGUGGCGAGAGAGAGAGAGAGAGAGAGAGAGAAAAGAGAGAGCGAGAGAGGGUGUCGGUGAAUGAGUUUGUGAGCUCGCGGACGGUUUAACGGAAACCUUCGUUUUCUGGAUGUUUGAAAUCACCGACUUUCUUCCGCGAGACCGUCCGGCUGAGGAGCGCGCGAACUUGUGUUUGUGAGAUGAUGGUCAAACUUCCGCACUAAGAUGUAGAAUCCAGACGAGGAGGAGGAAGAGAGACAGAAAGAGGAAGGAACUCGCGUCUGAACGACACACUGAGAAAAGAGAGAGAGAGACAUUUGUUCCAGCCUCUCCGCUCGUCCCACACGACACACCCACAGUUCCCUGUGACCUUCGACCCCAGCCGCGCACCAUGUGUCACGUGAUCGUGACGUGCCGUUCGAUGCUGUGGACGCUGCUGAGCAUCGUGGCGGCGUUCAGCGAGCUCAUCGCCUUCAUGAGCACCGACUGGCUGGUGGGAUUCCCGCGGACGCCGGACGCCGUCUUCUCUCCGCACGGGGCCACGGCGGCGGGCGAGGCGUACCGGCCCACGCUGGGCAUUUACGGCCGCUGCAUCCGGCUGCCCCACCUGCGGCGCGGAGUCCUGUGCGGCCCCUACGCCGUGCACUUCGGAGAGAUCGCUAGCGGGUUCUGGCAGGCCACCUCCAUCUUCCUCGCGGCCGGGAUUCUGCUGCUGUGCGCCGUCGCCUUCAUCUCCGUCUUCACCAUGUGCUUCCAGAGCAUCAUGAAGAAAAGCAUCUUCAACGUGUGUGGACUCCUGCAGGCCAUCGCAGGUCUGUUCCUGAUUCUGGGUCUGAUGCUGUAUCCCGCCGGCUGGGGUUCAGAUAAGGUGCAGCUGUACUGCGGUCCCGACGCGGCGCCCUACCAGCUGGGCCUGUGCUCCAUGGGCUGGGCGUUCUACACGGCGCUGGGCGGCACCGUCCUCACCUUCAUCUGCGCCGUGUUCUCCGCGCAGGCCGAGAUCGCCACGUCCAGCGAUAAAGUGCAGGAGGAGAUCGAGGAGGGCAAGAGCCUGAUCUGUCUGCUGUGAGACGCUCGGUGGGACCGGAACACGCACUGUUCCCUCAGUCAGCCUGUGGAUUUGACUUCCUGUGUCUGUUUCUCAUGUUUCUCGUGUGCGUCUGAUGUAAAUAUACCUGUAUAUAAUGUAAAUAUCAUCGUGAAGGAUCGUGGGUUCUCAUCGCCCAGAAACCACUGCGCCGCGGCGCUCGACCUCGUGUGCGAGGAGAGGAUUGUGAACGCUGAAUCACAUCAGUGAGCACGUGCCACAAUCACUGACGCUCUUCCAGUGCCAAAAUCACACCGUCCUGAUGCCUUGAGCCGCCGAACCAGACCUGACACCCACAGAACCAAAGACGUGUGUGUUUGUGUGUGUGUCUAUAUGUGUGUGUGUGUGUCUGUGUGUGUGUGUGUGUGUCUGCUCUAGUUCACUAGUGUUCACCAACCUCUCUGCCAAAUAAAGAAGCCAUGACUAAA
This is a messenger RNA of Labeo rohita (rohu), 1909 nucleotides long. It is a transcript of the gene lhfpl2a, whose product is annotated as LHFPL tetraspan subfamily member 2a. The transcript is spliced from 3 exons. Bases 786 to 1463 code for a protein of 225 amino acids. Lineage: Eukaryota; Metazoa; Chordata; Actinopteri; Cypriniformes; Cyprinidae. Gene Ontology annotation, cellular component: membrane. The record is from RefSeq and is a predicted model, not a curated record.